Molecule: messenger RNA, 1963 nt
Organism: Rhodofomes roseus
Lineage: Eukaryota; Fungi; Basidiomycota; Agaricomycetes; Polyporales; Fomitopsidaceae
Exons: 5
Coding region: 221-1963 (580 amino acids)
Source: RefSeq, a predicted model, not a curated record
AUGUUCUCACGGCUACGUACCGGAGUGGCUGAGCGGAGCGCCCGCAUCCCUCUGUCACGACACGGUCGCUCCCUGCGUACUUUGUGCGUACUACUACGUACCAUAACUAUUCUGCAUCACGCCCAAAUCUUUGUCCAUCGGAGGGUGUCCAGGACUUCCCGGAAAUUGAUCGUAUUGAACAACCCGGGCCCAGCUGGGGUGCUGAAGAAUUAUCCGCAGUAUGCCGGUCGGAUUAUUGUCACUCACAGACGACUCUCUGCUGGCCAUAACGGAGCUCAUAUCCCCCGAGGAUGCUCGGCGACUCAUGGCCGUGUGCAGGGACCUCCUGCCCAUGGCGAAACGUCGUUCCUGUUCAGAGGUCAUACUAGCCAAUCGCACCACGACCCCGGACCACACAAUCAAGGCCUUCAUGUACAUGCUCGAGGAUGUUCAAGAUCGGCUUCGGUGGCUGCGCUUCCUGGCAGUGGGCGAAACGGCCCUUGGGCACUACGACCUCCCUCUUCUGGCACAUCGGCCCGAGCAUCUUCCGAUGCCAAACCUGGCCGCACGGGUUGAUCGCGACGGUUUGAGACUGUUUGCGGACCUACUCUCCGCUACAUCUUGUCUCAGGAAUCUAUCCAUAGAGACGCCGCUAGAAAGUCUGCUACCUCUUGACGCUCGACUUCGCAGCGCACUCACAGGUCUCUCUCACCUCACUCAUUUCGCUCUGAAGGAUGUCGGCCCACUUUCCUUGGAAACCAUAAUGCAGAUGCGGACUCGCCUUCAAACCCUAUCAGUAUGUGAUGAGGACUUCUCCCUUCACACACUCCCCCUGCUCAACUUCCGUAACACGUCGCUGAGUACUGUACGCACCCUACGGCUCAGUGCGUCCUCUAGCCGACUCUUCCCGUCAGGGCUGGUUGAUUCCAUUUUCCUGCAAAGACACGUCGAGGCACCAUCGCAGUGGACUUCAGUGCAUCACCUCUCGCUUACGUACAUCAAUAUACCAUCCCUCGCAUCCUUGGCCCGUGUUUUCCCCAACCUCUCUUCUCUUCAGCUAUUCCAUUGCAGACUUGGCGGGGAUACCAAGGCAGCAGACUCGAUAGCAAUGUGGACAAGUCUCCGCGUCUUCGAUGCUGCUGGGAGUCGGUUUCUCAACACAUGUUGGCCGUCGACGUGCCAUGUGCAUUGCCUCCAUCUCGACCUGCAAGAGCCCUUGUACCGGCAUGAAGGGACGCCGUUGAAUGUAGCAGACGUGGAGAAUGCAUCACCGGUUAUUUUCUCUCUGUCGAAUCUAGUGUUCCUCGGCAAUUGGACGCCGCUCCUCAAAUGGUGCGGAGUGCCAGUCGCAUCGUUGCCACGCCUGCGCUGUUUCCAGCUCACAAUGGAUUAUACAACACAAUCUUGCCAAGGACUCGUUGGCUUUCUCGACUCAAUAGCCGACACGCUAGCAGCAGCAGCACGGCUAGUUAUGAUACAAGUCUGCCUGAAAGAUAUCCACAUGCAGACUUGGGACAUCGGUCGUGUGCAGCCAUCGCUAGACCGCCUGGCAAACUCGAUCCCACCCUUGCGGUACCUGUCCCUUGGCAUAGGCAGAGGGUCAUCCAGGCGUCUUGAUGACGAUGCGACUUUCGUUGGAAAGGUUUGGUGGUGGCGAUGCAAGGAGGCGGGCAAUGGCGUAAGGGUGCUAAAAGCACUCGAAACACACGCGGGACAGCGUUUAUUCGAGCAGCAGUGUGCGCCAGAAUGGAAUUUCGACUCGGAUGAUUACGCCCUACUCUCGACGGGUCAGAGUGGACGAGAUGAACAGGACGUGCUGCCUGCACACCACUACUUCCACGCCAGCUUUAUCGACGACCCGGCAAUCGCACUGACCCUCGUAUUUGACCACAGAUUAUAUGAUCGCAACGGCCCGUUACCAUGCGCAUUACGGAGCUCCCAAAGCGCUCUCGUUGAGUCGUCAUACCGGGCCGAUAAUUCGUAG